Molecule: messenger RNA, 2184 nt
Organism: Labeo rohita (rohu)
Lineage: Eukaryota; Metazoa; Chordata; Actinopteri; Cypriniformes; Cyprinidae
Gene: snx15
Product: sorting nexin 15
Exons: 8
Coding region: 120-1346 (408 amino acids)
Molecular function (GO): phosphatidylinositol binding
Source: RefSeq, a predicted model, not a curated record
GCAGGAAGUAACCGUUCCAAUCCAAACUGUCAACAGUCCAGCAUAGUACCAGUCACGGCCGCGUGAAUCUGUCCGUGUAUUUAUAAUAGUGUUAAUUUAAACAUAUUUAUGUGACAGUGAUGUCUCGAAAGACCAAAACAGAGGAAUAUCACCGCUUCUUCAUUGUGACAGAUCCUCGCACACACGAGAAAGGACACACGGAGUAUAAAGUGACAGCAAGGUUUGUGUCAAAGACACAGCCAGAGAAUGUUAAAGAGGUUGUGGUGUGGAAGAGGUACACAGAGCUAAAGAAAUUACAUGGAGAGUUGGCGUACACUCAUAGGAACCUGUUCAGACGGCAAGAAGAGUUUCCCCCUUUUCCACGAGCGCAGGUUUUUGGUCGUUUUGAUGAGGCUGUGAUUGAAGAGAGAAGGAAAGCAGCCGAGGAAAUGCUGCUCUUCACUAGAAAUAUUCCUGCUCUGUACAACAGCCCUCAACUCAAAGAAUUCUUCAGGGGAGGAGAAGUGAGAAGACCAAUGGAGACAGCUGCCAUUUCUACGGCUCUUCCGGCUCCUCUUAUUCCCCUACCUGAGAGGAACACUGAACUGUUGGCUGAAGAGGAGACGGGCAGAGAGGCUCCUCUCCAGGCCCAGGAGCUGGAUUCCAACCAAAGACUGACAGAUCUAACCCUACCUGAGAUGGCAGUUGAGGCUCUUAGUGACACGGAAAGCAGCCCGACACAAGAAAAACUAACAGAAACAGAAAAACAAGAACUGACAGAAGAAGAAAGAGAGACUGACAUCACAACACAUCAGAAUAACAGCACAGACCAAUGCGCUGCUGCUGCCGACACUACAACACCUAAUUGUUCCAUUCCUGGUGUUCAUCUUCCAGAUGCCUCGCUUGAAAUUCCAGGUUCUCCAGUCGACCAAUCAGAGGAGAUUGAUUCACUGUUUGACUCGGGGUUGGACGAACAUUCAUACAAAGCCCCGCCUCUGCUUUCAGAUACAGACCUUGCUAUUUUUGACCCAUGUGCCAAAGAAGAUCAACCGUAUGGAUCACCCAGCCAUGCCGAACUCCUGUCCGUUCCUCUAACCAGUGCAAAUGGGACUGAGUUUGCUGGAGAUGUGAGCUAUGUGCGUCAGGCCAACGAAGAGCUGAAUGCUGCCCAGGAAAGAGAGAGAAAGGGUGAAUACAGUGCAGCAGUACAACGAUAUAGAGCAGCUGUUGAUAUAUUUAUGAAAGGAGUGCAAGGAGAUGUGGAUUUGAAGAGGAGAGAAGCAGUGAAGAGGAAGAUUGCUGAAAUCCUAGAGCGUGCGGAGAGACUUCUCUCCAUACAGACUCCCACUCACGACCACAAUACAUAGAGAAACAAUUUACACGCACACACACAUACAUACUAACUCAAGCUUCAUCAAACCUAGGAUACCCAAGCACACUCCCACAUACGUACUCUCAUCAACCGAGUUUUGACUAACGCACACAGAUAUUAAAACAAUUCCACCACAGUUUCACUUAAGUGCAACUUGCCGGCCACCCACACAGUCAACACACACACACACACACACACACACUUGACUCCCACACUAACCUUCCUGCUUACUCUAAUAGUAACACUUGUAGGAUAUGUCCAACAGCAUGGCACUGUAAGGAUUUUUACUUGAUUUGACACUAUUUUAACUUAAUAAUCUGAUACAUUUUAAGAGCCUAAGAAACUGGAAACAUCUUUUUUUUCUGUUGUGUAAAUUAAGCUAUUAUAUAAAUGACUGUUGUUUAAAAGAAUACAUUGCUUUUCCAAUGAAAUCUGCCUGUUUUGUAAAUUAUAAGUAAUUUAAUAUAUAAAUUGUUAUUAUCAACAUAAAAUGGCAUUUGUGACCUAUUUUACUUCUGUGAUGUGACAUUUCAGGGAGGAUCUGGAUAUUCAGUGUGUAUUCACAAUGUAGGAAGGGACUUGAUUCCAUCCAUUGGGAAUUAAUUCGAUGGUGGGCGUUCCAUACCAGAGUUUACAGUCGAUUGUAGAAGGCCGAUCCACUCCAGAAACAAUGAGCUUCAUUUUGGGCAGACUGUCGUUAUUGGCCAUUAUUUCUGUAACAUUUAUUACAUUAGCAUUGUCUGGCAUUAAAUUGCUGCAUGAGAUACUGGCAAGCAAGCUGCAACUCAUACAAUAUUGAAACUUGUUGAAACUAUAAAGGAACAGUGAUUCGA